UAAAGCAGAAUAGAAUACAGAAUCGGAUAUUCGCGGAUACGGUGGAGCAAAGGAAGAAGCUCGAAGUUUGCAUUCGAUUGACAUGCGUCGAUGGUGAAGUGGAUGAUCGAUGGAAAAAGUAAAUAAGAGAACGAGGUUUGCGAUUGGGACCGCGAGAUGUCAGUGGCGUAUACGAUGCUGCGAGUCAAAGAAACGCCGUGCGCGGCUCGCAUCGUCCGUCAGAGUAAACACAAGCACGAUCUCGAGCAAGAGGUACCUCGUGCGCUGCCAAGUCAGUGGCAGAUACUUUUUGACGAGUGUUUUAGACACGAACAGAUAAGAAAAACGACAUCGUUGGAAUAAAAGUGUUUGGAAAGUAAAGCGUGCAAGGGAUAGGCGAAGGGAUAGGUAAUGAUAAGCGAGGAGUAUAUAGAGCAGCAGCGGUGAGAAGAGGACAUCGUCGCAUCGUCGGUGAGGGCAUUGUCAAGACGCUUAAUGUGCGCGGUGCGGGCGCGUGGUACGCUCGAGGCGGCCACAAAUGAAGAAGAGAGAAGCCACGACGAGGGUGGUAGAGAGGGAAGAUGUCGAGUGGCUCGGUCUCGAAGCUCGUGAACGGUGAGAAUAAGAAGGAAAACGUUCACGGGUACGAGUACGGGAACAGGAAGGAGAACGAAAGCGGCGCUGCUGGCAGCACUGGCUCUUCUAUAGUUGUUCUCGCUGGUGAUACUAGUAACGGUCCUACUAUCGUUGCUACCGCUUGUACUGGUACUACUGCGUCUAGUACCACUAGUAACGCCGGUAGUGGCAGUGAUAAUAGUGAUAGUGGUUGUUCCGCUGAUAGUAGUGGUAACGGUGACAGCGGCAGUAAUAGCGGUGUCUGUGUUACCGGCUUGACCGCCGGGGGCGUCGUUGGCAGCGUGGAGUUUCGCGACGUAAACUCUGAUCUAAAAACAGCGGAAAAUCUCGAAACGAUACGAGAUCAAAGGGAAACGAACGACGAGACAGAGUUUAGCGAAACAGAAGUUCGAGACCUGUACUCGAGGUGUUGCAUCGAGACGCCAAUCGUAACUCUUACCACUACCACUACUACUACCAACACCACCGAUACCACUACUAUCAUCGAUCACGACGAACCAACGACCACGGCUGUUUCUGCUACUUCUUGUUACGAAGAAGACGAAGAAGAGGACAACGAGGAGGAGGACGACGACAACAUGGUUGCGGCGAUGAAUGAACACUUGUCCACCACGUCGGCAACCAGCGGCGUUCGGAGUACCACGGUCUCGACGACCAGCACCACCGUUAAUUCCGUUAUUAACCAGAACAAUAGUUGUUCGCGCAAUGAAUUCCAAAAUGUUGGUGAAAACGGCAAACCAGCCGCUGGAAUACUCAGUUUCCCUUGUGAUUUCGAUCACAUGUACGCCAGUAUGACAGACGGCGGAGCUCCGGCGGUCGCCACUGCCACUUCUGCUCUCGGUGUCAGUCCUCUUCGAGGUAACGAACCUCGUCAGAACGAUUUCACUGAGGUAAAACACCUCAAAGAGUUGUUGCUUCUUCAUCUCGAUUUGAUUCAACAACAAUCCGAACAAAUCGUCACCAAGGACAAACUGUUAGCGGCUCUUCGACAGGAAAACGAAACGCUUAAGUUACGUUUGGAGCGUAUGGACAGACGUGUCAACUUACAAAAAUUACGAUCGGAAAGUAACGAAAAUUCUAUUACGUCGGAGCAUAUCGGAACGUGUUCACCUCCAACCAUCAAUUCUGUGAAUGUGCCGUCGACCAGUGAAAUACACAGGAACGUUCAGUCCGAGAACAAUAAUUCUCGGUAUAACGAAAGCUUUAAAAUUCGUUUGAACACCACCGGUGGAAUUACUACCGUCAAGCAAGAAUUGAAUGAUAAUCAAGGCAAACUCGAAACAAAGGUAGAACCUAGUAGUGAUAUUAGAUUAGAUUGGGAAGACAAGAAAAAGAGAAGAUCGGACCCGAUACCCUUGUCUGGUGGAAGCAAAAGAAAAAGAGGUGUCUCGUGUUCGUCUACCAUUAGUAAUGACACUACGGUACAGGAUAAGGUGUUAAUUCAUGAAACUGGUAGAAAAAGUGAUAGAAAAGGAAAAUUAUUCUCAAAGAAGGAAUCUUUCCUCACGACAGAGGAACAUUAUUACACAGCUGUCGGAGAUCCUAAUUAUACGUUAAGUUUGAAGGAACCUAGUCCAGUGGAAAGCGAUACCUCCUUGGAAGUUCCAAAUUGGAGAGUGAAGAUAUAUACGAGCUGUUACACGAUGGAAGGGACUGAAAAUUUAGACGACGAAAUUUUUAACAAAAGGCAUUUAAAACUGGAAAAUGACGAGAGGAGAAGAAAAAGAUGGGAUGUACAAAGGAUAAGAGAGCAGAGGCACAUCGAAAAAUUAAAGCAGAGACAAGAACGUCAGAAUCACCAAGCUACGUGUUACAACACGAAUCACACAGGACCCUGCCCUUCGGCGGUCGAAGAAGAAGCUGUAUCGUCGUUAUGGCCUGAUAUAGAACAAAUACACAGUCUUCAAGUGGAUCCCCAAUUACCUGUUACUGCAUUUGGUGCUCCUAUUCCUAGUUUUUCUCCGAGCGAAUUUUCUUUACCUUGGUCAAACAUGCCACGAUCGAAUAGUCGGCGUCCAAAACGAUCGACAGGUAGAAGAAAAUCCACCAGGAGAUAAACAGUUUUACGACAUCAGACAGGACUACCUUUGUCUAAUAAUUUUUAAUCUUUAUUGUAGACUUGCUUCCUUAUAUUUUUGUUUUUUUUUCUCUCUUUUCUAAAACCAUAUACUUUUUACUACAUGAAUAGGGGCACCAAAGAUAUUUUUAUUACAUUUUUUAAAAUAUAAUCCAGGAAAGAUGACUGUAACUAAUAGAAGUACCUACUACUUUUUUAUUUUCUACGUAUUUCUCUAUAGAAUGUAUUCACUGAACGAAGUUUAAACAAAAAGUGCUGAUCUAAAAAUACCCAUUUAUUAAAAUCGACGAGAUCAUUUUACUUAUACAACUAUGCCUAUCGUCGCGAUUUGAUAAAAACGUUAUUCAUUUAUUUGAUUUUAAUUAGUAUUUAUUAUUUAUAUCUGUGAAAUCUCAAUUGGGAUCGUACAAAUUAUAAUAAUCAUCUUAAACAUUCAGAUUAAAUGUAUCUUUUUCCAAAAAAUUGUGUAAAAUGAAUUAAUGAAUUUAAUUGAACAUACAAAUGAGGAUGCUACGGAUGUUUGCCCAAAAAGGUUUGAUAUAAAAACAAUAUUGUGCGUGAGCAAACAAUACGGUUUAUUUUACAUUCUUCGUAGCCCCUUUUCUUUGGUCUCGAAACGAUACCAAGGAAAGGUAUUCGUACCUACGGAAUUGUUCCACAACUAUUUCCAAAAAGUACCAAUGGUACAGAUGCAUUUAUUGUAUUACACAGAUGUAUUUAUCGUUAAGGACUAGAAUACUCUCGAAUGGUGGAAAUGUGUAGUUUGUAAUGUAAAGCUUGGAGAGUUGAAAACCAUAUUGGAUCAAAUUUUGUUAAUCGCAUUAACAAAAAUAAUACGUACGAAAAUAUAUUCGAUCCAUUAUGGUUUCCAACUGUCUGUAAUGUUUUCAUUGCAAUUUAUUCUCGUAACUAUCUGAUGCGUUCAUCCAGAAACUUAUCUUAGCUAUGUUGUACCCUUUGUGGACCACUUUGUAGUGUAAUAAAUGUAAAAAGCGUAAUUAUCUAUGACAGAUUUAAAAAUAUUCAAAGGCAUAACUAUCGUCUUCCUGAAAUAUCAGAAAUACAUCGAAAGCACGAAUAUCUCGGGAUUGCAAAAACACUAUAUUCGUGUUCCAAAUUUGUAGCUUAUCGUAGGAAGAUUAAUUUGGCGUAUUUGGUUGAACGAUAAAGUCAUAAAAAUAACGGAAUAGAAAAUCUAAUAUUAAUGGAUUUAUUCGAUAAACUAUAAAGCGAGAUACUUAAAAACUUGAAACAUGUAUUUUUUUAACUCGAAUUCUGAGUACUGUUACGCUUAGUACACGAGUGUGUCGGAGUGCUGUUUAACAAAUUUGGUAAAUACAGUUCUAAUGUGGUAAAGAUAAAUAUUACAGUUAAGGGAACACAUAGCUCUCGAUAAAUAAAUAACGAGUAACAUAAACGAUAUAACCUGCAUAUAUUGGCCGUGUUGUCAUAAAUCGAUUAUAUAGGAGAUUAUAUAUUAUUUGUAAUUUUAUUAUUUUAUAUUAAAUGUUAUAAAGGAAAAGGGGUUACGAUGUCAAACUAAACAAAUUCGAUAUGAACACCCGUUAAACAUCGCUAAAUGAUUGGUUUUUCGAGGUUAUUAAUAUCAAACCUCAGCGUUUAAAAAUUUUGUUUAUGAUUCGGUAUAUUCGUAAAACAUUUGCCAUUUAUUUAAUAGCUUUCUAGUAUCGUGAAAAUUAUACGUUUCUCGUAUUUUCAAUUCCUUUUUAUUUGUAUGCAAAUAGGAAGAGUGACGUGCAACUAAAACGCCUCCUAUUUUAAUUCUUUUUUUUUUGUCAAUUUUACCAUUGCAUUUAAUUGUGAAUAUUUAUUUAAAUAAUUCGACAAAUUGCACUAAUCUCUGUUAUUCGUGUACAUUUAGUUAUAUGUAUAAUUCUAUUUCAUAAUACGUAACUACAGUGACGUGAUACUCGAUUCAACCGUCCAUGUGAAGUAUCAGAAUUUCUUGAACCGGAAUGCUCGAUGUUAAGACACGGUGAAUAUAAUAAUUAUAACUUGUAAAUAAAGGAACGUCUUUCCAAUUAAAUGUUAGUUUUUGUUUUCUUUUUCAUUUAUACGAUAACGAUGUAUAUGUAAUCGUACGUUUUUUACUUUAAAAAAAAAAAAAAAUACAUUCUAUAAUAUAUGAAUACUUUCACGUUUCACAUUUGCGUUGAUAUUGGAUAUCGAUACGUAUUUACUAAUUUUCACUAAUUAUACAAAUUGUUCAAAAAUAUUGUAAUAUUUGAAGAAAUGUUAAAUGAAAGAGAUUUUCACCGCGUAUGUGCAAAUAACUUGUAGGACCUGUAUACAUACGUGUAUGUAUGUGUACGUUGAGUAUGGCGCGUGUGUAUAUUUACAUGUACAAUACAACGCACGCAAGUAUAAAUAAAUGUGUAUAUGUUUCUAACUUGAUUGAAUCGAGGUAUAAUAUAUUUAUUAUAUUGUGUAUAAAUACUAUACUAUAUACUAUGGUAUGUACGUACAUUAUUACUAUUCUCGUACAGGUUAUUCCGUAACUGAUGGAUCGAAUCAAUCGAAUUAAAUGAUCGUCGCGUAUGUAAGAUCCGGUCACACUUACGGAAUGCCCUGUACACAAUGCGAGUUAUACUUUAGUAAUAAGAG
Hylaeus volcanicus is the source of this 5317-nucleotide messenger RNA. RefSeq names its product serine-rich adhesin for platelets-like. Lineage: Eukaryota; Metazoa; Arthropoda; Insecta; Hymenoptera; Colletidae. Gene Ontology annotation, cellular component: MSL complex. The transcript is spliced from 4 exons. The record is from RefSeq and is a predicted model, not a curated record. The coding region runs from base 561 to 2672 and encodes 703 amino acids.